This is a messenger RNA of Babesia sp. Xinjiang, 1320 nucleotides long. RefSeq lists its product as uncharacterized. Bases 1 to 1320 code for a protein of 439 amino acids. Lineage: Eukaryota; Apicomplexa; Aconoidasida; Piroplasmida; Babesiidae. The transcript has a single exon. The record is from RefSeq and is a predicted model, not a curated record.
AUGGAAGUGAUACAAGACGAUUCUACCCCGAAGCGCAUAGUGGUCUCCAAAAAUUGUUUGAUCCAUAACCCUAGGAGAAAGGGCAGCGCCCGAACCACAAAAAAUGAAUCGGCACAGACUGAUUCUACAACUACAGAUCAACCAUUGAGUUCACAGGAUCAUCCUUCUGCGAAUGCUGAUAAAAUUGAUUUUUUAACCUCUCCUAAGCCUGUCGUUGAAGGCGAGUCAUGUAUCGAUGGUCGUACCGAAAUAUCGUGCCAUGGGACUAUAGACGGUGUGAAGAUAUCCGGAGACAGCGUGACCAAUACAUGUGUGUCGUUCGAUGAAGAGCCCGAUUCGAACAAAUGGUUGGCAGCAUGGAGCCUGAAAAGUCUAUUGUCGUCUAAGGCUCCAAGUGACCAGCCUGAUGAUAUAUUUUCAGCAGAGCAUGGGAAUGGUAUCAAGGUGUUGGAAUAUAAGCUGGAUCGUUCUGAUCGUCAGAUUGGUGUAUUAAAAUCGCAACUUAGUGAGCGUGAUGAAACUAUUGGGAGACUGUUAAAGCACGUGAAUAUGUUGGAGCAAUGGAAAUCUGAGCUUGAUCGUGGUAAAACUCUAUUAGUUGUUGAGCAGAAUCACGAAUUAGGCGCAGCUAUUAAUGUUAUGGAGAAGUAUAGGAUCAAGGUGGAUGAGUGCAAGACGCUUGAAUCUAAGUUGAUGGAUAUGGAGCACAAGCAUAGUUUAAAGGAUAAUGAGAUGAAAGAGAUAUUGUGUAAGUUGAAUGAGCAUCGAACUCGAGAAACGCAAUUGAUGUUGCAAUUGGAAUCUUUUACGGCAGAUCGUUUGUCUUUUGCGAAAUCUGUAGAGAAACUGAAGCGUUCUUUUGAGGUUCAGAAAGCUGAUGCUAAGUUGACUCUAGAGAAGGAGUAUGCGAACAAGAUAUCGUAUUUACUGGGUCAGAUAGAUUUGCAUAAGAAGCAGUUAGAGGAGAAGGACGGUGAUGUGAAACAGCGUAGUCAGAAGAUUAAGGAUAUGGAGAAAGAGGCAUCUAAAUUGAUGUUUAGAAUUGACCAAUUGCAACGAUUAGUGCGUCAUAAGGAUUAUGAGCUUCGAGUUAUGCGUGAAGCAAUGUUGAACCUUGAGGAGGAGUCAUUUAAAGAGGGUCAGAACGCGUCUGCGCGUAUUUCUGCAGUUCUCGCAUUAUUGGAGAGUACCAAGAGUGAUAAUUCUGAUUUGAAAUCUAAGAAUAUCGGUUUACAGAAGGAGUUGGACAAGUGUUUAAUGCGUCUUUCAACAGUCCACGCUCGGUCAUUUGAUGGAAAGGAGGUGAAAGAUGCUGUGUAG